AUGAUGAACUUAUUACGGAGAAAAGACUCGUCAAGAGCAAUGACUCUACCCGGCAGAGAAGGUGACCGGGAGCGGGCAGCUGCACUAGAGGAACAGAUCAAAAUUUUGGCCGAAACAGCUUCUCAGGCUCUAGAUAGAGUCGGAGAACUCGAACAGGAGGUUGCUAAGCAGCAGAAGGAGAUUGAAGCAUAUAAGACGGAGGUUGGCGAAAAGCAACUGUGCAUUGAACGACUCAGUAAUGAGGUCGGGGAACUUAUGACCCAAUCUGUGACAUGCCGUGACUCCAACGACGCUCAUGGGACUCCCCAGAAACAAUGUGCGAAAUGCAAGUCACGUGAACUCAUCACUUCAAAGUCAGUAAGCACCCAGACUACAGUAGCAACAACCACCAAGAUCAAGGCCGAAGACACCAGAGUCGGUGCACGUGGGCAGACCGAUUCAGCUGUCUCACGUGGCGGUCUCUCUCGUGACUCCAUCCAGUCUCAGGACUCUCAUAACUCUCAUGACUCUCAUGACUCUCAUGACUCUGCGGCCCACAUUGAGCACGUGGCUCGAGUGGUUGUUGCAGAGGAGAUGACACGGCCCCGCGGAGUGUCUACUUCAACAUCAACGACCGCGGACUCUUCGUUUUCGUCGUCUGUGCACUCGUCGCCAUCACGUGACUCGUCACGUGACUCGUCCUUUACCGAGUUGUCUGAUUUCUCCGACGACGACAUUGGAGCUGUUCGAACCGUGAUCAUGUCGGCUGAACAAAUCAAGGCUGUGGACAGAAGCAACCUUGAGCAUCACGUGACUCAGCUGCAGCGGUUGCUCAAGAAGAGCCAGUCACGUGACGACGAUCUAUUCCGGAUGCAAAAGUUGGAAGCUGCUCUGGUCGCAGUUUCUCGGGCCAGGGCUGUUUUGAGAAAGGCCUGA
This is a messenger RNA of Yarrowia lipolytica CLIB122, 915 nucleotides long. RefSeq lists its product as uncharacterized. The record is from RefSeq and is a predicted model, not a curated record. NCBI's taxonomy places the organism in Eukaryota, Fungi, Ascomycota, Dipodascomycetes, Dipodascales.